Drosophila bipectinata is the source of this 1344-nucleotide messenger RNA. The record is from RefSeq and is a predicted model, not a curated record. Lineage: Eukaryota; Metazoa; Arthropoda; Insecta; Diptera; Drosophilidae.
GGUGGCUUCCUUGCACCAUGCUGAUUCCCUGCCUGUGGACAACUCUUCCGUGGAUUGUUCUGGGCCAGACCUACUACCUGAGCUUUGUUUUCAACAACUUCCGGUAUUCGGACAAGCCGGCCGAAAUAUACGCACCUGAUCUUGGGAUGCCCAACAACAAAAAUACUAAAAGCCCCAACAAGGAGGAGAAAACACUGGAGCUGGUAUCGAUGGAGCGUUCGGAUGAGAGGAAAAUCAGUAAGCCCAUUCCAGAUAGGGAGCCUGAGGACGAUGAUACUCUAGAACUUAGUUCUGCAGAAAGGUCUCACGAUUCUGAGGAAGACGAGUCCAUAUGGAUAGUGGCCACGACACCGAGGAAGCCAAAGAAGACCACUAAAAAGAAGAAGAAAACUUCUAGGAGGCCGACGACGCUCUCAACGGAAAUGGACACCCCAGAGUCUCCCGAGGAGAUAACCACAGAGUCCACUAAGGCCACUCCGACGGUUGGAAAGCCAACUGCUGAGAUCCCCAAGGAAUCCCGAGAGGAUGAUGCCAAGGAAUCAAACAAAAACUCAACCAGUGCCACUGAAAGCCCCUCAGGCAAUCCACAAGGCGAGAGGCCCGAACCCACCCCCAAGGAAUCCACUAUUAGUCCUGAGGAGUGGAACAUUCUUCAAGGCAUCAGGUCCCAUCCGCCGGAGUUCUUCAGCUAUCCCGAGGCCAGAUGCCACGAGGAUAUGGACUUGCACGAAGUGUUCGGCAUCAGCCUGGAACGAGACCGGGGCCUACCCAGCAAGGUCCUGUGCACGUUCAACAACUCCUGGGGAGGACCCUGGCUCCUGACCACCCGCAUCGAGCUGCCAGUGCGCCUCCACAUGCGUCAGUGGUUCUUUGGCUACCUGACGGAGGACUACAAGGACUUAAGUGCCAACUUCUUGGCCCUGGCCCACAUCAUGAACUCCAUGCGCACGGCCAUGCUUAUCCUUGGCCAGGACAACAGUAACAGACUGGUCUACAAUCUCUACGACGACGUCGUCAUCUCGAGUAUCAACGACCUGUUCCUGCUGCGGAAGGCGGAGUUGGUGGAGGCCAAUACCCCGGAUCUGCUAUUCGGCUCCGUGGGCAAGGUGUUCAACCUGUUUUCCGGCCGCAACCGAACGUGUCCUUUGCAGGUUUUGGGCGGCUGGUGGGCAUCAGAGGCCCAGUCUGACUGGUAGGGAUGAGGAUACCUUAAGACCUUUAAGGACCAUCCGAAUAAAAUGCUUACACUUUCAGCGUCUUUCCAGUCAACCGAAAUGUUACGCUGCCCGGCUACAUGGCCUUCUUCAUCAAGCCCAGCCUGUUUCCGGUGAACCACACGGCUCU